UGGGAGAACAGCCAUUUUUCGUGUCCCAGCUGUUACAUCUUCGAGAACAUCACCUUUUUUUGCUAAAUAAAACUUUUUAAGGGGAUGAACAGUCAGUAGCGGCACGUUUAAGAGCUUUCUUGCCGUCCUCCAUCGUCAAGUGACAGUCUGGUGUGUAUGAAACCAGGCAAUGUCCACCAUGGUGUAUCCACGUGAAGAAGCCCUGGAGAGACUGAGCCAGGAUGAGAUUGUGCUCAACACUAAGGCUGUCAUGCAGGGCUUGGAGACGCUGCGCGGCGAACACGCCCAGCUCCUCAACUCGCUGCUGGACUGCGCCCAGCCGCCUGCUGCCCAGGAGAAAUCUGGGCUGCUCCGCAAGAGUCUGGAAGCCAUUGAGCUGGGCCUGGGAGAGGCACAGGUGAUCAUCGCCCUGUCGAGCCACCUGAGCGCCGUGGAGUCGGAGAAGCAGAAGCUGCGUGCCCAGGUGCGCCGGCUCUGCCAGGAGAACCAGUGGCUGCGGGACGAGCUGGCGGGAACGCAGCACAAGCUGCAGCGCAGCGAGCAGAGCGUCGCCCAGCUGGAGGAGGAAAAGAAGCACCUGGAGUUCAUGAAUCAGAUCAAGAAGUUCGACGAUGACGUCUCGCCCUCGGAGGAGAAGAGCCAGAGCGCUGCUGGCGGCAGUGGGGGUGGAGGAGACACUUCAAAGGACAGUCUGGAUGACUUGUUCCCCAAUGAUGAUGACCAGGGACCAGCCCAGCCCAGCGGAGAGGUAGCGGCCCAGCAGGGAGGCUACGAGAUCCCAGCCCGUCUCAGGACGCUCCACAACCUGGUCAUCCAGUACGCCUCACAGGGAAGGUACGAGGUGGCCGUGCCGCUGUGUAAACAAGCCCUGGAGGACCUGGAGAAGACGUCUGGACAUGACCACCCUGAUGUAGCCACCAUGCUCAACAUCCUGGCUCUAGUGUACAGGGAUCAGAACAAGUACAAAGAGGCAGCCCACCUCCUGAAUGACGCCCUGGCCAUCAGAGAGAAGACGCUGGGGAAGGAUCAUCCAGCUGUGGCCGCAACCCUCAACAACCUGGCUGUUCUGUAUGGCAAGAGGGGAAAGUACAAGGAGGCUGAACCUCUCUGCAAGAGAGCGUUGGAGAUCAGAGAGAAGGUGUUGGGGAAAUACCACCCAGAUGUAGCCAAGCAGCUGAACAACUUGGCCCUGCUGUGUCAGAACCAGGGCAAGUACGAUGAGGUGGAGUACUACUACAGACGAGCCCUGGAGAUCUACGAGUCCAAACUGGGAGCUGAUGACCCCAAUGUGGCCAAGACCAAAAAUAACCUGGCUACGUGCUACCUGAAGCAGGGGAAAUUCAAAGAUGCUGAGGCUCUGUACAAAGAGAUCCUGACCAGGGCACACGAGAAGGAGUUUGGAUCUGUCAACAAUGACAACAAGCCAAUCUGGAUGCACGCAGAGGAGAGAGAGGAGAGCAAGGGUAAGCGCAAGGACUCUGGCCCGUAUGUAGAGUAUGGAAGCUGGUAUAAAGCCUGCAAGGUGGACAGCCCCACAGUGAACACAACCCUGAAAAGCCUGGGAGCAUUGUACCGUCGCCAGGGCAAACUGGAGGCAGCAGAAACACUGGAGGAGUGCGCCAGCAAGUCACGUAAACAGGGUAUUGAUGCCAUUAACCAGAGUAAGGUGGUGGAGCUGCUGAAGGACGGGGGAGCUGGAGGUGGCGACAGACGACACAGCAGGGAAGGAAUCAACGGGCCAGGGGGACAGCGAGGCGAGAGCGAGGGCGACGACUCCGCUGAGUGGAACGGGGAUGGUAACGGGUCUCUGCGUCGCAGUGGCUCCUUCGGGAAAAUUCGUGACGCACUGAGAAGGAGCAGUGAGAUGCUGGUGAAGAAGCUGCAGGGGAGUGGACCACAGGAGCCACGCAACCCAGGAAUGAAGAGAGCAAGCUCCCUCAACUUCCUGAACAAGAGCGCUGAGGAGACCACACAGGACGCCAACUCUGGACUCUCAGACUGCAGGGGACUAAGCGCCAGCAACGUGGACCUAUCCAGACGCAGCUCCCUGAUUGGCUAGACAGAGCCAGGGGGUGGGGACUCAGGAGUCACAGAGCGGCCCGGCGAGGAGAGGCUGUUUGCAGCUUGGUUUGAUCAAACAAACACACUAAAAGCUCAACGCGAGAUCAAACACUUGCACCUGCAGCAUAUUUUUUAAAGAACACUGAAAAAGAAAAAAAGCAUUAUCACACUAAAUGUCAGGUCGCUGCUGCUGCUUCGCUGUACAAACCGCCACCAUCGAUCACUAAAGAGAAUAUUUAGAUACACAUUAAUCAGCAUGCUGCUUACUAGAACGUGGAAUGUCUGCACCUGAACGCCUCGUGUUUGUGACUCAUAGCACCGUAGCAAAGCAUCGUAUCCGAGACCUUGUCUUCGAUCUCCAUGUGCAGACACUCAACCUUAGGUAGGCUAAAUGUACUCCGGUUUCAGUUCAGAGACAAGCAUUGCACUCUGUAUAUUUCACCAGUAGCAUGAACUAUUUGCUGAUGCUAACCGCCCAUCGAAUGCAUAUCACAGAUGGUAAAAAAUGGUACGAUCCACUUAGAUUUUAACAGGGAACACUGAAGAGAAUACAAGCAAUCUUUGGGGAUUUUCAAAAAACACAUUAGCACUAACCAUUUAAACCUCACUUUUGCCUUCUUGUUUUUUUUUGUGUAUAUACAGUUUUAAAUUAUUUCAUUCUUUGUAUAUAGUGCACUUUGGUUUCUGUUGUUUUUCUUUGUUGUUUACACUAUUGGGUUAAAGAGGGUCACAGCUGGAGAAAAUACUUAUCGGAGGGGGAAAGACUGGAAAAGAAAGAGGGAGUGAAAGAAGGAAAGAAGAGAGAAAUGGGCGCUUGGCUCAUGGUGUCAAUGAAGGUCAAAAAUGCUGAUAAAUUUGGUACCUCAGUCUCUGAAAUCUGCUGACGUUUCAGUCUAAACUGUUGUAAUGCACUUUGAGCGUGACAGUCCUGUACAUGGUAGCUUCCACUGAGGCUUCUACUGGUCAGGCUUAAAAUUAAUUGUCUCUGUGCCGCAACAAUCAGUCUUGUGAGCAACCGAAAUGAAAGUUAUCAGAAAGUUUAUUUGAAAAUAAAUUUACAAAUGAACCUCAAUCAAUUCCUCAAAAGUCCCAGUGAAACGUCGACUUAAGCUUCUGUACUGUGACAACAGAAUAUUAAAGCGGCACACAGUUACAAGAAAGAUCCUUUGCACCUGAUUGGACCGCUAAUCAAUCUCCCUUGACUUGUUUGUGUUUUUAUGAACCAUGUGGUCAUGGUGACGUAAACGCCAUUCUUGCCACAGAAAUUUCAGCGUAUCUGCUGGCUCUCAUAGCGGUCAAACGGUGGUCAGACUCCGCCUACUUGGCACACCACAGGUGCACACAGGCAUGGUAAUUGUGCAGACCACUGUUUUCGCAACACGCCUCCUCCCCCGCCAUUAGAUCAUGAGGCGGAUGAGGUAGGGAUGAAUAAAUUUGACCUCCAAAAUAUAGUUUCGGAAAUUAAAACAAAGGUUUUGCCCACCGUUUUGCUCUGUCAGCUACUAUGAACUCGUGUGAUUGGAUGAAUUUUUGUGGCGCGAACACCCCUGAGUACAGGAUGUUCGGUUUUAACUGGUUUUACAAAAACAGAAAAGACAGGGAUUUCAUUUAAAUUACUUGUUUUUUGACAUGUGUUUAUCAUAUAACAACACAGGGACACAGGAUUUAAAAAUGUAAUUUUCAUUUCACUGGGUCUUUAAACCCUCCUAAAUACUACCUACUGUAUGUGGCACGACAGGAAGUUUAAUUAAACACUAUAAUCUUUGCUUUCAGGUACUUUUACCUCAGUCUGCCACAAAAAACUUUGGAUUUCCAGACUUACAGCCAUAAGUCUGAGUGAUAACGAAAUAAAACGCUGUGAAAGAGAUGUUUAAAUAUAAUUUGUUUACAAUCAUUAAAGCAGGAUAUUCAAGGCAUAAACAACCCUCAUUUAAGUAUCUGUAAGUAUCUUUAAGUUUAAAGCUGGUGCAGUGCAUCAACUGAAAUGUUUACUUUGGGAUUCCUCUUGUGAAUUAUUUUGUGUUUCCCUCUUUCUGUUGCUGAAUAAUAUGUAUCAUUUUGUACGAAACAAUCCUCAGUGACGGGACGGACUUCAUCAGUCGUAAUCAAACACUCUCAGAAAUCUGACUGUUGGCCAUCCGUCCUCAGUGAACUUUGUUGCGUUUUCCUGUUUUGGACCUGAGCUUUUAUGUUGGAGGUACUGAAAAGUGAUUAUUUGAAUGUUCGAUUUUUAUGUUGAUUGUGGGGUCUGGUGGCAUUUACACUGGAUUUUUGUGUUGUGCUGUUUUCCACUAAAACAAGACCAAUACCAAGAGAACUGUCCUCAGAAUGUACACGUCGAUAUCACGCUCGGCAAGUUGUGCUCCUCAUCAGAUUGUCAAGGAGUUGCUUUUUUGGGCUUUAUCUGCAAGUUUUUCUCCACCUUGCUCUUAAAUUUUCUAGCACAAAAAGCCAAAAAAGGUCAAAUCUUGACAAUUUGAGUUUGAUUUCAAAAACAGGAAGACGCAGGUUUGUUGCAAAGGCAUUUUGUCCACGGCGGUGCAUGCACACCGUCGCCAUAUGCCUCAAUAACCUGACAUCGCCCUUCUUGAAAUCCCCUUUGAUGAAGUCACACUGCCGAGUCUAAAAAAAGUGCUAACUAUUCUAUCAGCUUCUGAUUGUGCUGAAUGUGCAAGGUGGCGCAAGUUUAAGAUGAAGAAAUACACGCACGAAGGCGAAGAAGGACUGAAGUAAGUGUAAACGCAGGAUGGAGUCAGUGUUGGGAAGAUGUCACAGGUGGAAAAGUGCUUUAAGUGUCGUUCGCAGCAAAUAAUGUACAGAAUAAUCCUUUAUAUGUAUGUUUACUGUAUGUUCACAUAAAAAAUGAUGGGUAUUCCUUUAAUCGCACACACUCUCAACACCAUGUAGCUGUGUACAGACGUUAAUGCAACACUGAUUUGUAGUUUAAGGUCUCCUGACUGUGAGUUCGUCUACACAUCAUACUGUAACACCAAUACAAGCAAUCCUUUACUGUAUUAAUCACUUAGUCACCUCUGGGUUGGUCCAGUGUCUUCUGACUCUGUAUUAAUCCUAACCUCCGUAAAUAUGAACAUGAAUGUUGCUUAAUAAAACAGCUGAGAGAAAUAAAACCUGUAAAUGUUUGUUCUGAAUCUCUGUUGCAGGAAGAUUUUGAUUCACAGCGUCAAAGAUGAAUCAGAUGUCCAAAUAUUUAUGGAGCCACGGGUGGUGAAUGUUGUGGGAACGAGGGUCAUAUAUAUAUAUAUAUGUGUGUGUGUGUGGGAACUCUUAACUCCAGCUCCUGUACUGCUGAUGAUUUGAUGGAUCUUAUUGUGAAGGGGCCAACCUCAUGUGUAUUUUAUCAAAG
Molecule: messenger RNA, 5425 nt
Organism: Epinephelus fuscoguttatus (brown-marbled grouper)
Lineage: Eukaryota; Metazoa; Chordata; Actinopteri; Perciformes; Serranidae
Gene: klc2
Product: kinesin light chain 2
Exons: 14
Coding region: 170-2059 (629 amino acids)
Biological process (GO): microtubule-based movement
Cellular component (GO): cytoplasm; kinesin complex; membrane-bounded organelle
Molecular function (GO): kinesin binding
Source: RefSeq, a predicted model, not a curated record